Messenger RNA from Scomber japonicus (chub mackerel), 666 nucleotides. RefSeq names its product stonustoxin subunit beta-like. The transcript is spliced from 4 exons. NCBI's taxonomy places the organism in Eukaryota, Metazoa, Chordata, Actinopteri, Scombriformes, Scombridae. The record is from RefSeq and is a predicted model, not a curated record. The coding region runs from base 1 to 666 and encodes 221 amino acids. Gene Ontology annotation, molecular function: protein binding.
AUGCCUACCAGACCUCAUUCUACAAGAAUCCUGUCAGAGACAAGCAAACCAGAAAAAAUUCCCAUCUAUGUGCCUAACAUCCAAGAGCCAACAAGCAGAGCUGAGCUCAUUAAGUACUGGUUUAAUUUGACUUUGGAUGACAAGACUGCCAACAAGAUGUUGUGGAUUUCUGACAGUGGGUCUAAGGUUUGUCGUAGAACUGAGGAGAUUUGUCCUGUCCUGGAUAGACCAGAAAGAUAUGAGUGCUCUCCACAGGUGGUUUGCAAAGAGGGGAUUUGGAACAUGAGGACUUACUGGGAAGUGGACUACUCAGGCUGGGUGGUAAUUGGAGCCACCUAUGAAGGAGCAGGACGGAGGUCAGACUCUGGGCCAAGCGGCCUUGGAGAAAAUGAGGAGUCCUGGGGUCUGUGCUGGUCAGGAACACGUUACCAGAUCUGGUUUAACGGGGUCAACAAAGAUAUAUACGAUGUCCCAUAUUGCUCAACAAUUGGGGUUUACAUCGACCAGCCUGCAGGCAUUAUAAGUUUUUACACUGUAACUGGUGAGGGUGCAGAGAGGGAGGUUAAACUGUUGCACAGGGUAAUGACUACGAUUGAGAAGAAGAUUCUUCCAGGUUUCUGGAUGGGAAUUCAAUCCUCGUGUACAAUACUGAAGAUAGCAGAUUAA